AUGACACUAGCGUGCAAGACCGCCGACCUCCUCACCCUCGCCACCCACGGGGGAGGUGAUGACGGAGAUGGAGAAGGUGAAAAGCGUGGGGAGGGGCAGGGGGUCAACGGUGGAACGGAGAAGGCUAGCGAGGAGGUUGCGAGGUUGGUGGCGGAGACGGGGAGGCUACACGCCGAGGCGGAGAAGGUCGCGAGGGAGACGGAGAGGGCGGUAGCGGAGACUGAGCGGCUGAAGGCGCAGGCGAUGCUGGCGCGGAGUGAGAAGCUGACGACUAAUGCGGCGACCGAGAGGAGGAAGGCAGAGCCCGAACGGGUGACGGCGGGGACGGAGUGGGUGAAGGUGGAGGUGGAGACGGUCGGCAGGGGGGUUGCGAAGGAGGUACAGGUCCAGGAGGGGGAAACGCCGAAGACCGGGGGUUAUAUGGCGAGGAUGGAGGCAAAGAUUGAGGCAACGCCGCGGAGCAUGGAUUAUUACAAGGCGAUGCGGAACGAGGAGGAUGAGCGGAGGAUGGCGGACCAUGCGCGAAAGUGGGUGGAGAUUGCCCGGAUGAAUUUGGAGAGAGAGCGGAAGAAGGCGGAAAACACCGGUGAGGAGACGGCAGAAAGUCAUCAGGAAACAGGAGAAUGA
Morchella importuna is the source of this 627-nucleotide messenger RNA. RefSeq lists its product as uncharacterized. The transcript has 3 exons. NCBI's taxonomy places the organism in Eukaryota, Fungi, Ascomycota, Pezizomycetes, Pezizales, Morchellaceae. The coding region runs from base 1 to 627 and encodes 208 amino acids. The record is from RefSeq and is a predicted model, not a curated record.